Molecule: messenger RNA, 4939 nt
Organism: Pantherophis guttatus
Lineage: Eukaryota; Metazoa; Chordata; Lepidosauria; Squamata; Colubridae
Gene: DENND2D
Product: DENN domain containing 2D
Cellular component (GO): nucleoplasm; cytosol
Source: RefSeq, a predicted model, not a curated record
UGUUCCAACUCCAGAGGCUUCUGCUCUCCGCCCACCGCCUCGCUCGGGAACUGCAGCGCGCCUCUUCCCAGCCUCCCGAAGGCUCCUCCCGCCCGGUGACUCCGCCGCUGCCACCAGCUUUCACUUUUCCCAGGUGCAAAAGUUUUUUUUUUAAGACGGAGGAGACGGCGGCAGCCCGGUGCGGCGGAGAGCGAGCCGCUGACGGCAUGGCGGGAGAGAGGUUCGUCCGCUUCUUCCGAAACAGCCUGAUACGGAGGUCGUCUAGGAGAGGUGACUCCCAGGAUGCAAAUCCUACAGAAAGCAAAUCUGGUGCUGAUGUAAGGCUGAAACAAAGAAGCAGUUUUUCUUAUUCAGCAGGACACCCAUUUUUUGAAUACCUGGUUGUGGUCUCACUUAAAAAGGACACAAAGGGAAAUUAUGAGCCCAAGAUUACCUAUCAAUUUCCAAAGCGUGAGAAUCUACUGAGGGGACAGCGUGAAGAAGAGGAAAGGUUGCUUCAGGCCAUUCCCUUGUUCUGCUUCCCAGAUGGUAAUGAAUGGGCACCCCUCAAGGAGUAUAAGAGUGAAACUUUUUCUUUUGUCCUUACCAAUAUUGAUGGGAGUAGAAAAAUUGGCUACUGCAGGAGACUGUUGCCUUCUGGACGAGAUGCUCGUCUCCCUGAAGUUUAUUGCAUUGUAAGCUGUAUUGGUUGCUUUGGACUAUUUUCAAAGAUUUUAGAUGAAGUAGAGAAGAGGCGGCAGAUCUCGGCAGCAGUCGUCUACCCCUUUAUGCAGGGCCUACGUGAAUCUUCCUUCCCAGCACCAGGAAGAACUGUUACCAUUAAAAGCUUCAUCCCUGAAUCCGGGACAGAGCAAAUUGAGCUGACCCGGCCAUUGGAUUCUCACCUGGAGCAUGUGGAAUUUCAGGCCCUUUUAAAGUGCCUCAGUCCUGAGAAGAUACUUCUGAUAUUUGCCUCUGUAGUUCUGGAGAGACGGAUAGUCUUCUUGGCUGAUGAGCUUAGCUCCCUCUCCAAGUGCAUUCACUCGGCUGCUGCUCUUCUUUACCCAUUUACUUGGGCCCAUACAUACAUCCCAGUGGUUCCAGAGAAACUUCUCAGUACAGUCUGCUGUCCUACACCAUUUAUGGUUGGGAUCCAAAAGCGCUAUCUGGAAGAAGUUCUGGAUCAGCCUAUGGAAGAGGUGUUGCUUGUAGAUCUGUCCCAAGGAGAUUUCUUAAAAAUGGUUGGAGAUGAGGAGGAGAUUUUGCCACCCAAGUUGAGAAGUGAAAUGUUGCACUCUUUGCCAACAAUGAACAACAACAUCCAGACAUCUGAGGAAUUCAAUACACAUGUCUCGGACACCUUUAUACAAUUCUUUGUGAGGAUGAUUGGUCACUAUCCAGCAUAUAUCAAAUGGAGCAGAAGUGGCACAGGCAGCUUCCAAGAACAAUCAUUUUGCAAGGCUGUCACCUCCAAGACCAACCGCAGAUUUGUGAAAAAAUUUGUUAAGACUCAAAUGUUCUCAUUAUUUAUUCAAGAAGCAGAAAAAAGCAAGAAAUGCAUAGAAGGGUAUUUUCAGCAGAAAUUAAAUGAAUAUCAAGAAGAAAAGAAGUACAGGAGACCCUCCUGAAUCUUUGCUUCAUAAGAGAAGAUUGGUCCCUAGAAGAUAGGCAGGCCUGCAACUGAUCAUCUACCUGGAUAAGGUCCAUAGGUGAAAGAUACCGUUGGUAUUGUUAGCUGUCCUGAUAGUACUUGUGCUUUGUAUGUAAACCAUGAAAAGUCAUGGGGAGCCUUGGGUACUGUUUUCUACGUUUUCCUUUUUCUUGUGGCUGGCAUUACCCGCUGCUCUUUACGUGCCUGAAAUUUUGUAGUCCAACUGACAAUCAAAGCUGCAGUUCCACAGAAAGAAUGGCAGCAUAAAAACUGAAUUAUCAAACAAUCCUAUUUUGAUAAUAGGAUUCUACAUUUUUUGGAAAUUUUAUUAGAUGCAGUAAACAAUGCAUAAGACAGAGAAUGUACUGGAAACAGUGAGACAAUUACAUUCAUUGGAAACAUUUUUAUUCUCAUUAAACUGGUUUCCAGGCCAAACAUCUUACAUUGAAUGUUUGUGCUUCAUGGGAUUGUAAAAUAGAUGUUAGAUUUCUACAUGUGUUCUAUAGUUUGCUAUGUUUUAAGCAGGAAUGCUUGUCCCAGUAUCACAUGAAAUUUUUCCUACUAAACAGUUUAAAGGAGGGAAGUAGAAUCAUAAUAUUGGAUUAAAGAAUGACUUGAAGAGCAUAGGAAUAAAGAAAUAGAAAAGCAAACCCACCCCUAGUGACCAUGUCAACUUUGUAAAGGAAGUUGUCCACCCAAUUUGACCCAUUCCACCACUAUAAAAUAUCAAUGAAUUGGAAGACACACAUUCUUGCACUGAACAUUGAGGGAUCCAGGAGAAGAAGCAAACCCAAGGAUGCUAUCUUUGAAGGACUGUUGCUGUUCCUAGCAUCAUAAGUGGCAUUGUAGUGUCACAGUUAGAACAAGUAACUGCCAGUGAAAAGUUAAUCAGACAUAUUUGUUUCUAUUUACAAUGAAGUUCUUAGGGGCCUAAAUCUUGGUGAAUUUCCAGUGCUAAUUUGGAAAAUAUUAAUCAAAGCUAUCAUUUAGCUAGAAAAAAACCCAACAAUUUCCUAUAUCCAGUGUUCAUUUUUUGUGACUUCAACAAUCUGAUGGUUAGCUAGAUUAGUUACAGAUGAUAAGAACUGAAAUCUAACACAGUUGAAUAGUGUUAGGUUGCCUUAGUUUACCUUAAAUUCUUCUUUGUAUGUUACAAAUACUAAUAUAGACACCAAGUAGGAUGGUGAUAUAAGAAUAUAAAUAUGAUAUGUAAGAGAAUUAUCUCAGGAGCUGUAGAUUUUGCAUACCUUUUCUAAAAAUAGAAAGUUUGUCUUUGUUCUCCCUGAAAUAUUCUGUCACUAUGCUGAAAUAGAGAAUGCAAGUAAUGAUUAGCUUAGAGAAGACUGGAUCGACCAAAUCUGCUAAUUUCCAAUUUCCCCAACAUGCUUUGCCUCAAGAAUAAAUAAGUAGUACCAUAUCUUUACAAGAGGUGGGGGGGAAAAAGCAGUGGGAGGGGACAAUAGAUGUUCCUCUUGUAUAAAUUUAACAGUUUAGGAUUUGAGAAUGUGAGGCUUGGUGCUUGGUAGGCAUGUUUUGCCACAUGGUUUUCUGUAUACCAAUUAUUGCUACCUUGAGUAAAACAAAUGUGGCAUAUAUAAAGUUGCAUGUCAUGUCAAAUUUAACAAAGUGUACUUUUUAGGACAUUUUUAAUUAGUUAAUUUAAUGAGAGUAUACAAGUCAAGUCCUCUGACAGGACAAGCUAUCAAGCUUAUAUAGUUACAGGAAAAUUAGCUCAAUAUGCUAUUGCAAUGUCUUUUAUAAAGUGUUCAGGUUCUUCACCUAAUGAAUUAUAUUAGAGCUUCCAAGAAGUACAAUGCUCUAUUCAUAAUUAUAUAGGAAGCUAUAUUCAAAUUCUUUUAUAGACAGGAGAAAGGAAAAACUGUGCCAUCUGCACAGAGGGGGAGGGAGGAAUGUUCCCUCCACCCAAAGAUUUUUUUUAAGAUAAAAAAAAAUACAAGCUGUGAAAAAAAACAUAAUUAUCUAAUAUCUCCAUUAAAUUGACUGCAUAGAACAGUAUAAUCAGUCUUUCCACUGCAUUGACAGAGGAUGAAUUACUAAAUAGGAAGGUGUAUUAUAUUGACAGUCCCAGACUUAAAUCCUGGGGUCCCACCAUCUUUCCAAUACAAUAUUGAAGAGUAACCUUUUGGCUGGCUGUCCUUCCCAUGCUUAUUAAAUCCAUAAAUCCAGAGUGAUAAAUUCAAAGUUUUUGUAUAUAAUUCAGAGUCACAUUCACAUCUUUAAACACUGUGAUCUUUGUAAUAUUUAUUAAUUCACUUUAGGAUAUUAAACAAAAAAAUAAGCAAUAGUGGACAUCUUAUCAUAUAAAUAAACUUUUCCUGAGGCCAAGUGUUUCAACCCCUUCUCUUUGUUGUACACUAAACGUGUAAUGUUUGUUGAAUUAGUCUGAUCCUAAGAUGAGAAAUACACUUAAUAUUUUUUGACCCUUAGCCAUUGCUUUGUUAAUAUGGGAUACUCCAAUUCUUCGUUAGAGAUUCUUUUUUAAAAAAAUCUGCUAUCCAGCUUUAUUAUACAGUACUCUUAACUGUUAAAGAAUAUUAGUAACUUAGAAUUAUUUGAAACACAUCCCAGUACUGACAAUAACUUAUGAAUUUAAGUAUUGCUAAUGUCAAACUGUCAAAAUUCCAAGAAGAUUUAAUUGAAUACACAAUAAAAUCUCAAUUCAAAGCACUAUUUGGGAGAUGAGAAUGUCUAUUAUUCCUAAAUGUUUGUUGAAUCUGAAUUUGUAAUCUGCUUCAAUUUUUGUCAUUUUAUUUCAUUUGAAUAAUGACCUGAUUAUACCAUUGGCAUGAUUACAUCAUGCCAAUACAUGAUUUAUUAAUUACAAAAGAUGCAUCUGUAAACAUGUUUAUAUGUUUACAUAUAAACAUAUGUAAAUCAUCCAGACUACUUAAUCAGCUGAAGUGCAGACAAUGAUGAUAUUUUAAAAGUUUUACUGUACUGUUGUUUUUCAAAUUUAGACAAUUCAAAUUUCUCUUGGAACAACUCAAAUGUUUUCAAAACUUAAUUGGGAUUUUUAACUGUCCCUUGAAUUUUUUUAAAUAUCUGGGAAUAGUUAUUCCAAGGGAAUAUUCAUUUUUGAGUGCAAUAUAUCCAUUCUUUAGUUUCAAUUACAAAUGAAAAUGAACCUAAGAAUCUUAUUCAUAUUUAUAUUUCCUUAUUUUGUGCCUUUACAUUUUGUUGACUAUUUCUUACUCCUUUUCUGCAUGCUACAUAGUGCUCCUUAUCCUAAAAUGGAUAUAAAUGUACCUAUAUUAUUAGGAUAGAAUAAAAGUUUGUGUUUCAUUUCUA